AUGGUUUCAGAGGUACCUACCCCGACCGUGUCCACUGUACCCACUCCUACAGUAUUCACAGUCCCACCAGCGGUGCCACCUGUGGCAUAUUCGACACCUCCUCCAGCCGUGCCUACGACGUAUCUAGCACCUCCUCUAGCAGUAUCUGCUGAUGCGUACCCGGCACAUGGACCAACAGCACCAGUUACACCUACCGUACCUCUAGCCGCACCCACCUAUAUUGACCCUACAGUGCCACCAGCGGCACUUGCCCCAACUUAUGCAGCAGCACCAGGGAUACCUCCCCUGGUCUAUCCAGCAGUACCACUUAUAGUACCAGCUCCAGUGGUUCCACCAGUUCCCGUAGCAGUCCCUACUCACCUUACUGAUAUAGUUGCGGCACGAGCUCGGAUCCCAGCUUUGGAAGAGUUGAUGAAAAGUUGA
This is a messenger RNA of Zingiber officinale, 423 nucleotides long. Its product is annotated as 36.4 kDa proline-rich protein-like. The record is from RefSeq and is a predicted model, not a curated record. The transcript has a single exon. Lineage: Eukaryota; Viridiplantae; Streptophyta; Magnoliopsida; Zingiberales; Zingiberaceae. Bases 1 to 423 code for a protein of 140 amino acids.